UUUCUUGUUUUUGUAAUCAGUUUUUGUUGGAAAAGUUCUCUUUUCUCUUGAGGGAAAAAAAUGAAAAAGUUAUUUUCUUGAAAUAGGAUCAGGAAUAAUACUUGUUUUUGUGACUUUUUUGGGUUUUUUUUUCCCUCAUUUAUUUGAGUUUUGUGAAAAUGGGCUAUGUUUUCUUGAAUUUUGAGUUAUCUAAAUUGGGUUCUACUUAAAAUGUUUAGUUUUUUCGUAACAUAGGUUCCUUUUUAAUGAAUUAUGAUUUUUAUUGAACUGGGUUUUGCUUAAAGGGGUUAACUUAUUCUUAUUGUUUUUGUAGUUUUAGUGAAAUGGGAUUUUGUUUCAGUUAAUUUUUUGCUCUGUUUUUGAGUUAUCUGAAAUGGGUUUUGUUGUUUUUCACAGUUUUAAGCUCAAAGUUGAAGUCUUGAAUUAAAGGAGCCACAGCUAUACGAGGGGGGUCUUAAAGAUUGAUUACAAGGCUAUAAUUGAGAGUUAUGAUUGGUGAAAUUAUAUAAGCAUUUUCACCUUUCCUUAAUCCGCCAUUUACUCUUGUACGUGCAUUGUUUUUAAGUUUGGUGCAAACAUUACUUGGGUGAAUACAAAGAAUUUGAAGAGAAGAAGUGUUGUUUGAGUUUGUUAUUAUAUUGUUAAGUAGUUGACCAUUUGGAGGUUCAAUGGUACAGUGGCCUCAAUCAUCGGCAGGACGGUGAAACUUGUUGGGAUUAUUCUGAUGCCUUAAGAGGAACUUAAGGUACAAAAACAAUUCCUUUAAUACAACACACCAAAAGGUUCUUGAUCUUUUGUUUAGUGAGUUUAGUGUGUGAACAAUGAAGCUUCUAGCUUGAAACAAAACUAGUUGCCACUCUGGUUUUUGUAUAGUGUUUGAUGAUUGGUACCUUGUAUGGAGACAUGGUGUGCUAAUUUUUUAAUACCCACAUCUUAAGUGGAAUUUGCAUAUCUAGGUUACAUUUUAAGUUUUUUUAAUUAUAUAGCGAGUGAAACUCGGUCCUAAAACUCGGGUAUUAGCCUGAGGUAUUUAAAGAGUAAGUGGUGAGAGGCUAAUUGGGAGUUUGAUGUGGAAUUCUGAUAUUGAAAACAAUGCAAGAAAUCCAGAGUUUAAAUGAAGUAGAAGAAGUUUUCUUUGAUUCUGUUGAGUCACUGUUGGUAGAAGAACAUGCUUUUGUAGAAAAGCAGUCGGGGUAUGAUUUAUGGUUGGAGGAGCCAGAAAGCGUGAAGAAACGACGAGAGAACUUUUUGCACGAAAUGGGGUUUGUUGAAUUUGACUGCCUACCUACUGCAGUCUCUGAAUCUGAUUCAAUGGGACUGAAUAGGAUUACCGAAAGUAGUGGUGCAGUCUGUGGUUCUGCUUCAGCGGAAGAUUUUAUGUGUAAUGAAAGGGAAUCCAGUGGUAGUGCAAAUUCGUCUGCCGAUGAAUUAGAUCAGACUUGGUUUCAUGAUGUUGUUGAAGUUUCAAGUAGUGGUUGCACUGAGCAUUCUCCUGAGGGAGAACAUACUUGUUUUGAUGCCACUUCCGACCCCACUCACGGUGGGGAUAGUAAGUUGAAAAACCAGAAAAUGAAGAAGAAGUGGUGGAAACAAUUUAGCCAAAAGAUGAGGAAAAGUCAAUCAACUGAUGUAUCUAAGGUAUUCACCGAAAAGCAGAAGGUAACUCCAAUGGAAGUGCAUCUGAACAGGAAAAAGUUUAAGGAGUUCAGCGCUGUUUACUGUGGACAAGAAAUUAAUGCUCACAGUGGCCUAAUUUGGACAAUGAAGUUUAGUCCAGAUGGGAAAUAUUUGGCAAGUGGUGGUGAAGAUGGGGUUGUUCGAAUUUGGCUGGUCACUGUCGAUUCAUCAUGUGAAUCACCUGAGUUCAAUUUCAGCAGUCACCGCAUCAAAGGCAAGCUUGGGCAUAAAAAGAAUAAGUCUUGUUACGCUCCUGUUAUUGUUCCUGAGAAGGUAUUCAAGAUUGACGAGUCACCGCUGCAUGAGUUUCAUGGCCACACUGCUGGCAUAUUGGACCUUGCUUGGUCCUCGUCUAACUGUCUUCUAUCAUCAUCCAAAGAUAAAACUGUUCGUCUAUGGGAAGUUGGUUCGGAUGGAUGUCAUGGAGUAUUUCAUCACAAAAACUACGUGACAUGCAUCCAAUUCAAUCCUGUUAACGAGAACAUCUUCAUCAGUGGCUCCAUAGAUGGAAAAGUUCGUAUUUGGGGAGUUCCACAAAAGCGAGUUGUGGAAUGGGCCGAUGUGCAUGACAUUGCGACUGCUAUAGCGUAUCAACCAAAUGGCAAGGGCUUUAUAGUUGGAUGUAUCUCUGGUACUUGCCGCUUCUAUGAAGUAAACGAUGAAAGUGUACUUUCCCUGAACACACAAAUACAUCUUCAUAGUAAGAAGAAAUCCUCUGGCAGCAGAAUUACAGGCAUUCAGUUUUUCGAAAAUGACUCUCAAAGAGUUAUGAUUACAUCCGAGGAUUCCAAAAUCCGUAUUCUUGAUGGGGUCGCGGUUGUACAUAAAUAUAAAGGUCUAUCAAAAUCAGGAAGCCACACAUCUGCCACGUUUACCUCAACCGGGAAACACAUAGUAUCAGUUGGAGAGGACUCGCACGUAUAUCUUUGGGGCUAUAAUGACAUAAGCAUCCAAGCGUCCAAACAAACCAAAUCUGUACGGUCGUGUGAGCAUUUCCACUCCAAAGGCGUUUCUGUUGCAAUACCAUGGUCAGGGCAGGCACCAACAGCAGAUGGUAGUUCCAAUUUUGAUUCUCUGUUAAGUGAACGUCAAGAGGUUUCUUCUACGACAAGGGAUUCAAGCCGAUUUUCUGUAGGAAAUUGGUUUACUAUGGAUGUAUCAUCUAGGGGUUCUGUAACAUGGCCAGAGGAAAUGCUUCUUCCAUACAAUGUACCCAGUGCUGAAAAUGAUGAACACCAUUCAACUUAUCACGAUGAUCAUGUUUAUCGACAGCAACAGCACAACAAAAGCCGUAACUACAGAGCAUUAUCCCCAGCAUUGGGCCUUGUCGUCGUGACAGCUGGUUGGGAUGGAAAGAUUCGGACAUUUCACAACUAUGGAUUGCCAGUAAGAGUUUAAGAGAUUCAUAAGCUCAAGGAUAUUUUGGUUAUUGAGGCGUAGUUAUUGUUGUCGCGAGUUCAAGCAUUUUCCACAACUCGGGCAUGUUCAGAUUGAGCUUUGUUGCUCUGAUCUUUAAAAAUGGCGCCACACCCAUGUCGGAUCCUCAAAAAUGCAAAAUAUUUGGAGGAUCCGGUACGGGUGUGGUAGCACUUUUGGAGAGCCCGUCGUAGUUAGAAACUGCGAUGGGAUGGAAAUGAAUUUGAUGAAUCUUUACAAGAGUACUAUUUGUUUCCUUGUGAAGUUGUAUAGUUGAUUAUUCUUUUUUUCCCCUGUAAUAUUCUCUCUGUUCUUUAGCUAGGACACAGUACUCUGAUUAAAUUCUGGACAGAUCAUAUUGUAAUUUGUAUUUGACAGCAUAAAGAUAGAAUUUUUUUUUUUUUUAAUGAAGAUGAUUACGAAAAGAUUUUGUUUU
Molecule: messenger RNA, 3529 nt
Organism: Nicotiana attenuata
Lineage: Eukaryota; Viridiplantae; Streptophyta; Magnoliopsida; Solanales; Solanaceae
Exons: 6
Coding region: 1093-3075 (660 amino acids)
Molecular function (GO): protein binding
Source: RefSeq, a predicted model, not a curated record